Penicillium cosmopolitanum is the source of this 1716-nucleotide messenger RNA. RefSeq lists its product as uncharacterized. The transcript has 2 exons. The coding region runs from base 1 to 1716 and encodes 571 amino acids. Lineage: Eukaryota; Fungi; Ascomycota; Eurotiomycetes; Eurotiales; Aspergillaceae. Gene Ontology annotation, molecular function: catalytic activity. The record is from RefSeq and is a predicted model, not a curated record.
AUGACGAUAACAGAUGCCCAGGGUGUUUAUGGAUCCGGAACCUACGUCGACACUACAUUUACUCCAGUCCCUGAAGAGGCCCGGCGUAUCCUGAAAGAACUUGCAGUUAGAACCCCAGGUUUCAGCCAUGACCAGUCUCUAAUCAACGGGGUCCGGUUUGAAGGAUCUGAUCUUCCUUGCGUCCCAGGGCCAAUCAAGGUCGUAGCUGUUACAGCUGCCUUGCAUGCCAUGGUCGGUAUUGUUGGUCAUGAGAUCCUGAGAAUUCGUGGGAUUCACACAGAUGGCAAGACGACCAUCAACACUGACCAUGCGGGGCUUCAUCUGGGGUCUGUUGCCCUUCCAAGCAUCGACGGCAUUGACGGGGCGGCUGCGGUAGCCUUGCCAACUGUUCCUCAAUAUACGUACGGCAAAUUAGGAACGCCAGUCAAGCUCCGGACAUCCGCAAUCUACAAAACCAAAACGCCUGGUGCUUGGUACCAGCUCCACGGGUCUACCGAUCCUUAUCCGGUUCUAAAGGCCAUAGGAGCUGAUUCUGAGAUCAAACUAGCCUCUGGAGAUGAGGCAUACCGGUAUAUAGAGGAUCAUGUGAUGCGGUAUUCUGCGCGAGAUGUGGAGAUGCUUAUGGUUGAAAAUGGUCUCUGUGGCUCCAUUGUCUACGCUCCAGAUGCCUGGCUUCAGACAACGAUGGGAGCCCUUUUGGCAACUCAUCCACUGGUCGAUUACAAAAAGCAGAGCUUCGCCGCUGACUCGCCACCUGUGGACUUCCCGCCUAUGAAAGCCAGUGACCAUCGGCCGCUUGCAGGUGUAAAGGUAUUGGAGUUAUCCCGCAUUAUUGCUGCUCCAGCAGCCGGCUCAAUUUUGUCUUCACUUGGUGCGGAGGUAAUCCGAGUCCAGGUCAGAGACGCGCUUGAUUUUACACCAUCGCAGCUCUGCCUCACUGCAGGUAAAAGGACAUAUGAUAUCAAUAUCAAUGACGGAUCAGAUCGUGCCAUUCUGCGUCGGCUGUUUGAAGAUGCCGAUGUGAUCCUCCAAGGUUACCGACUUGGGUCCCUCACACGACGAGGGUUUGGUCUUGACGCAGCUCUGGAGGUUGCUAAACGACGAGGUCGCGGUGUGGUCUAUCUGGAUGAGAACUGCUACGGGCCUGAGGGUUACUAUGCUGAGCGACCUGGAUGGCAGCAGAUAGCUGACGCAGCUGCCGGUAGCUCGUUUGUAACCGCAAAGGCGUACGGUUUUCCAGACGGACAGGGCGUGCUUCCAAGCCUGCCAAUCUCUGAUAUGUCGACCGGGAUCGUGGGCGCUAUAACAAUCAUGUCAAUGCUGCGUGACCGUGCCAAAUAUGGUGGAUCGUGGCAUGGUAAUGCCAGCCUCACAGCGUUCAAUAUGAUGACACUGGAGCCAUGGGUCGGGCUGUACCAGCCAUCAGUUGUUGCGGAAAUCCAGGAUCUGUACCGAUUCAGACCGAUGACCAGUGACCUUCAUGUUAUAGAGCUCUACCUUUUAGUCUUAGAAGGCUGGAAGACGGCAGGAAAGGAGCGAGGCGAGCUGAUGAGAAACGAGAAGUUCUUUGUGCACUUCAGAGACAGUGUCUAUGGGAAGGAUCUGCGCAUUUUAGCACCAGUGGUGCAGUAUGAUGACCCAAAGUCUGCAGCAAGGUGGACAUCUCCGCCCGUGCCAUUCUGUCAUUUUAAGAACCCUAGCUGGGAGGCCAACUAA